AUAAACGUUUGUUAGGAGUAAAACUACUUAAAAGCUUAAAUGUUUUCAUGAUUUUCAGCGCAGCCCUUUAGGAGCAUGAAAUAUUUUAUCAACUUCCAACUUAGACUUCAGUCGUGUCCUAACGUCUGUAGAAGAUAGACGUGCACGGUGUUUAAAUUCAACUAACUCGUUACAGUACGCAAAUACUGUGAACAAUUUUCUUCAAAUAUAACUCACCCAGCUUUAAGCUUUCCAGUGGUUAUUGUGUUAGUUGGAUUCAAUAUAAAUUUUCCUGGUUCAAAACUUCCUGCGGAUUUUACUUUUUUUUUCAGACAGGAUUUCCGAGUGAACUGUGCUUGCUUUAUCACCAUGAAUGUUGACAGAGUUGACGGAUAAGGAUAAUGUCCGCUAUGCAACCAAGUCUAAAUCAUCCAUCAUCAAGAAUGAAUUUAAAGAGUAAGCAUGUAACAGACAAACAAACAUACAAAGCUAGAUUACAAAAUAUAGGUUGAAGAACUGAAGGACUUCAUAUGAUCUAAAUGACUUAUUCAACAAAAAUAAGCGCUGCUAGUCGCAGGCGCCGACUAUGUUCGACUCGACUAAAGGCGCAUUGCUGGUAGCGCCGUCUCUCUCUAACAGCUCCUGUUGGCCCAACGGAAAAGGCUGGCCCACAACCUUCCCGGCAACUGAAGACAUACUGAAAGCGUUUUUCAUAUUCGCCUUAUCUAUGGCGAUUGUUUUUGGCAAUCUUGUUCUUAUUUGCGUGUUGAACAAUCGAAGGUACAUCAAGUAUAUUGAUAAUCAGCCCAGAUAUCUUCUGACCUCAUUGGCGCUAAACGAUCUAUUUACGGGGAUCCUAAUUGCCCCCGUGGCCCUUCUGCCCGCGCUUUACAAGUGCUGGCCUUACGGAGAAAUAUUUUGCCAGAUUCAGGCACUUCUGAGGGGCGCAGUCAGUCAACAGAGCGCUGUUAUUUUAGUUUGUAUGGCGAUAGACAGAUAUUUAUAUUUGCUACAUCCAAAUACGUAUCAUAAACAUUCUAGUAAAAAGGGUUGCGUAUUAGUAAUAAGUACCACUUGGAUUUUAUCAGUAUCUCUAUUUGCUACUAUGGUUUUGCCACGGUCUGGUUACUAUUUUAACUCAACGGGUUUGAUGGCCUGCGAUGUUUUUCACAGCAGAAUUGCUUUCAGAAUUCUGGCUUGCUGCGCUUACUAUUUUCCAACAACAAUGGCGUUGAUGUACUGCUACGGAUCAGGCUUUCACGUCAGCAAAACUAGAAGUAAAUGCCCGUCAGAUACAAGGCCCAAUGGAAUCCCUAUUUCUUGCGCCAAAAAUAAUCGCAGUGAACAUGAAACUAUGCAAAUUCCGACUCCAGUAAGACCGCAUAGCGUAAGCACGUCUCGCACAAUGGCUGCAAUGUCUCUAGGAUUUAUUGUAAUGGUAACUCCAGCCACUAUUCAAGAAGUGGUUGCAGCGUGUACGGGAUGCAAGGUGCCACCCACUUUAGAUUUUCUCGUCACCUGGUUAGCUCUAAGUGAUAGUUUUUGGAAUCCUUUCCUAUAUUGGCUAUUAAAUAGUCACUUUAGAAGGAUAAGCAAUGAGCUGCUUCAGUAUUACAUAUGCUGUCGGAGAACGAAAUCAUUUCAAAGCUAUGAAAAACCUGCGGGUUGUUGUGGGUCUUCAAUUACAUCAGAAGGUUUGCAUUCAAAGGGUGAAUUCGAAGGACUUGGUGAAAAGUACUGGGGAGAAAUUUUAGAACGAACAGUCUCUUCAAAUUCACUUCACGCAAUUCAAAAAUGCCACAGAGAUCACAUGCGAUGCACAGGAUCAUUUAAAGGCUACCAUAGUGGUACCUGUAAACACAAUUCAAGAUUCUUUGAUGGAUAUGGACUAUCUGAUUACAGACAAUUGGAUAGAUCCGCAUUCCAGAUAGAACCAUGCUCAAGGCAAUGCAGAAUGAAGACUUCAGACUUCUGCCUAUUUAGACAAGAUUCGGGUCUUGAAUGUGGUCGGUCUCGUUCUAAUCUUAGUUUAGAUGAAGGAAACUUCAACAAAAUUUGUAAUGGCAGGCAUCCAGAGUUGUGA
This is a messenger RNA of Maniola jurtina (meadow brown), 2062 nucleotides long. Its product is annotated as trace amine-associated receptor 6. The record is from RefSeq and is a predicted model, not a curated record. Gene Ontology annotation, cellular component: membrane. Gene Ontology annotation, molecular function: corazonin receptor activity. Gene Ontology annotation, biological process: neuropeptide signaling pathway. The transcript is spliced from 9 exons. Bases 566 to 2062 code for a protein of 498 amino acids. NCBI's taxonomy places the organism in Eukaryota, Metazoa, Arthropoda, Insecta, Lepidoptera, Nymphalidae.